Trichoderma harzianum CBS 226.95 is the source of this 831-nucleotide messenger RNA. RefSeq lists its product as hypothetical. Gene Ontology annotation, molecular function: protein binding. The record is from RefSeq and is a predicted model, not a curated record. The coding region runs from base 1 to 831 and encodes 276 amino acids. The transcript has a single exon. NCBI's taxonomy places the organism in Eukaryota, Fungi, Ascomycota, Sordariomycetes, Hypocreales, Hypocreaceae.
AUGCCGCUACAGGCCGUGGUCGAAAGGAGAAACAUCGUUUGCUCAAUUAUCUUUACACAUGACUCGGAGCUGGUGAUUUCAGGAUCAAGCAAUAGUUCGAUAGCAGUCUGGAGCAGGGAAACAGGCGACUGUCAACGAAUACUGGAGGGUCAUACAGAUUAUGUCCAGACAUUAGCCCUGUCGCAUGAUUCGAAAUCGAUGGUAUCAGGAUCAAGCGACGAUACCAUCAAGAUAUGGGAGACCGCAACAGGCACAUGCCAAGCAACACUGCAGGGCCAUAACAGAUGCGUUUAUAGAGUGGUCUUCUCCCAUGACUCAAAGCUCAUUGCUUCAGGUGCAUUCGACGGACACGUCAAUAUCUGGGACAGCGUAACGGGCGAGUGCCUGCAGACGCUAAGAGGCUGGCAAGAGGAGGAAGUAUUUACAUUGGCCUUCUCGCACGACUCAACGCGCAUAGUAUCAGGGUUGAACAACAACAUCAUCAAGAUCUGGGAUGUAACACCCGGGCGAUUUCCACUGCAGACGAUGUGCCAUGAUGACGGCGUCAAUAUGGUGACCUUCUCGCCUGACUCAAAGUUGGUGGUAUCAAGGUCGAACAAGAAUGCUAUUUACGUCUGGGAUAGUACAACAGGCAAGUGUUUGAGGAAACUACAAGGCCCUGAUACUUCCCGCGGUACGAUGGCCUGGUCGAAAGACUUGAAGUUUAUAGCUUCGUCUUCAUAUGACAAAGACGCAAGGAGGACCGAAAUAGUUAAGAUAUGGGAUAAUUUCGUGCUCAGUAGUGUUGUCUGCCCGUCAGGGAAACUACAUGUAGUGGAAGGAGAUGAGUAA